CAAAAUACUAUUAAUCAUGGGAGCAUGCUGCACUACAGGAGAUGAUGAAGCCCAAGCAUUUGGGAGACAAGUAAAUGCUGGUAUGGACAAAAGAAAUGAUGUUCAAAAAGCUAUGAAUAUCCUUUUUGAAAGGAACAACACUUUCAUGAAGCUUGACCUAAGAUUCAAAGCACGAGAGUUACCAAAUAUAGAUUCAGGGACCAAGACUGACUCCUUCUGAGUUAUAUUUGAGCAUAUCAAAGAUCCAGGAAACCCUGAGAAUGGUCAAUGGAUUGAGAGAGGUAGAACAGAAAUAGUCGUUAAUACCAAUGAUCCUUCCUUUGUUAAGACCAUCAGCAUUGAUUACUACUUUGAGCAAGAUCAGGAGUUUCUUGUCUUACUACACGACAGCGAUAAUUUCGAAAAUGAUACUAUCUCACUUGCUGGGACUAACUACAUCGGUCAGAAUCAAUUUAAAAUCCAGAAUCUGGUGUGUAACAGAGAUAAAGAAAUCGAGAUUCCCUUACAUGACAAGGAAGGCCAAGGAGCUGGCACAAAAGGCUAUGUCACAAUCAACUACGAGGAAGAGCUCAGCUGCACAAAUCAGGAUCUUAAACUGGCUGUUUCUAUGUUUGAAGGAAAUUUUGUCGAAAAUAGAGCAUAUUUUAUUGAGAUCAGUAAGAUCAAGCCCCACCCUUCAAAUGAAUCUAUCAAAAUUUUUAGAAGUGAAAAAUGAACUUUUGAUAAUGAAGCUUUGAUUCCUUUCCAAGAGAUUAUCAUCCCAGUGGAUUGCUUCUUAUGAGCCAAGAAUGCAGGAAUUAAUAUCCAUGAGAUUCCCUUGAAAAUUACGUUAAGAGAAUAUAAUCAAAUGGGAGAUCAUAAAGAAACAGCACAUAUUUCAACAAGUAUCGGAAACCUCCUUAAUGGAGAUUCUUUGAUCACACUUGCUGGGACUACUCACGAGCAUACCUUUUCAUUGAAACGAAACAAAGGCCAAUUGGUGAGGACCCACAGCUUCCUUGAUUACAUCAGUAAUGGCUGAGAGAUGGCAUUUAUCGCUGGAGUGGAUUUCACUGGAUCUAACCUGUCUGGAGCAAAUGGGCUAAACCUCCAUUCAACUAGCUUACAAGAGAAUCAAUAUUUCAAUGCCAUACAGCAAGUCAGUAGCAUCUUGCUUAAUUUUGACAGUGACAAGCAGGUCCCUUUGUUCGGAUUUGGAGCAGUUGUAGACCGAAGAUACUACAACAACGUGUCCCAUUGCUUUGCUCUUAACGGCAAUAGCUUCAGGCCUGAAGUGCAAGAUAUUGGAGGAAUCCAGGACGCUUACAUGAACACUAUCAAUAAUGUGCAAUACGCUGGCCCUACUUUCUUUGCACCAAUGUUGAAGAAAUGGAACGAAAUGGUGUCAUUUGAAUGUGAAAAGAAUACAAAGAAGUAUUAUACCUUCCUGAUCCUCACAGAUGGAAUGAUCCAUGACAUCAACGACACCGUUGAGCAGGUUGUAGUCUCAAGCAGACUUCCCGUUUCAAUCAUCAUAGUAGGGAUAGGUAAUGCCAAUUUCUCAAAUAUGGUAUUUUUGGACUCGGAUGAGCAGCCUCUCUUCUGCAAGAACACUCAGAGCUUUUCCAAAAGAGAUAAUGUCCAGUUUGUAAAAUUCAAUGAUAUAAACAAAAAUGGAGACAACUUCGAGGCGCUAGCAAGGGAGACCUUGAAAGAACUCCCGAGACAAAUGAUCGAGUAUUUUGAAGGUGUUGAUAUUGAACCCUCAGAUAUGGGAAUUCCCGAUCCAAAUCUUGAGGUGAGGGACUAUUCCUCUUACAAAGCAAUGGAAUUAAUGUCGAGUCCACAUUUUGCAUCAGAGGGCAACCAAGAUUUAGUUCAAAAGGUGAUCCAAGAAGGGAUAGCCGAUCCAGAUACCAUCGAAUAUAGCGCCUUUAACCUGUCAUAUGUAAACAACUUGAAAUUAUAGACCUACCCUGAUGUUAUAAAUCACUCUCA
Molecule: messenger RNA, 1977 nt
Organism: Moneuplotes crassus
Lineage: Eukaryota; Ciliophora; Spirotrichea; Euplotida; Euplotidae
Source: the annotation of a GenBank genome assembly